AGCAAAUGGCAUUUCUUCGUUGACUUAUUUUUCACAAAUUCGUUGGAAGAUAUAAGUUCUUAAAUUCUGCGUUUACCCCUUAUCUUGAGACACGCUAAUAUAAAUAAGACUGAUUUAUAUUAUUGUCUAUUGCAUGGAUAGAAUUUGUAUAGUUGAACGCCAACGGCUGUUCUGAUGAGAUGUCUUUGUUUUAUACUAUGAUGCAGUUGAAAAUUUGAUAAAUAAGUGUGUGUGUGUGUUCAACAUCGAAAUGUUGGUCCACGAAGUGUCGCCGGGUCAACAGGCCUGGACAAUUUCAAGCGUACUCCUUUUCAACGUAGCCUGUGGUAUGAUGGUGGAUGAAUCAUUUCAAGCUACCAACUCAGAAACAUGGCAAAAAGAACCGCCAGCUUUAUUUUACGACUGUACAGCCCAGUACGUUUACUUUCUCGGUUUGCUAUGUUCAGCUCUUUUAAUGAACCGGUGUGGGAGACGAACAGCGUAUCUUGCUGCCUCAUUAUCUGCUGUUCUUUCCUGGAUGGCCAUAUGUCUCGCCUAUAACGAAGCGACAUUUGCCGUUGGCCAAACUUGCGGGGACUUCGCCAAAGGCGCUGGUAUCAUUUUGGGAGCUAUGAUCAUUGGGGAAUACACUGACACAAGUUACAGGGGUGUAUUCUUAACUUUAGCCUCGGCAUGUUUGGCCUUUGGCAAAAUGACAGCGUGUAUCACUACAGAUUUGAGGAUGGUCGCAAUGUUUGCUUUGAUCCCAAGUGUCUUGUCUUUUGUCAUCGCUUGUUCAUGGCCUGAGAGUCCACCCUGGCUGCUAUUGAAGAAGAAGGACGAAGAAAGUGAAGAUUCCUUUAUCAUAUUCAAGGGAACGCAAUGGACCCAGCAGGAACUGUUUCAGAUCCAAUACACGAAUAUAGCAAGACUGCAAACAACGGACGUGCUUAGAAACGUAUACAAGAGUUUGAAGAAUAUCUUCAGACCCCUUGUUGUCAUAAUGUAUGCUGAUAUUUUGAUGGAAGCCUCUGGAAAACAUUUGUUUGAGUUUUACGGCUCGCACAUAUUUGAUAUGAUAUUGGGAGAAUCUUUAUUCAACUAUAAUUUAUUCAUUAACAUUAUAGUAGCCAACGGUAUUGUGAUUUCAACGCUUCUUAUAAUAGCAUUGAACAGAAAAACGGUUGUGUUUCUAUCUGGUGUCAUGGGGAUACUAGUAUUAUUUUUGCUCAGUGUUGUAUUGUUUUUAACUUGUAAUAAUUCAAUGAUGGCGGAUCCUUGGGUAAUAAUAUCGAUUAUUGCAAUGUUCAUAGUUUUGACCAACCUGGGAUGCACCACAAUCUGUUUGACGUGGUGUGGAGAACUGUUUCCGAUAGAGACGAAAAGUUAUGGGUUAUUUUUAUCCGGCGUAAUGCUGUAUGUGAAUAAAAGAAUUUGUUCGAACAUGAUGCCAUAUCUCCUGACUGAUUUCAAGCUAUUAUGUGCGGUUGGAUUAACUUCGCUUACACUAUCUCUUUUGAUUUUGUAUUUCAUAGCACCAGAGACGAAAGACAGAAGCUUGUCCGAAAUAGAAUAUUAUUUUGAAAAUGGUGAUUUUGAAGACUACGAAGAAGCAGAUAAAAAUGUGACUUCCAAUAUCUAAUAACUCUUAUAUCCAUGCAAAACUAUCAUAAAAAUAACAAUAAAAUUAUAAUAAGUACGAAAAUAUUUCGUUGCUUCAAAUGCACACGCUAAAAGUUAAAAAUUCUAAAAUGCGAAAUUAAUGUAGGGCGAACACGAAUGUUUCAGAGAACGUAAAAUUGCAUUAUACAUUUUUAUGGAAAAUGAACAUUAAUUUUUACGUAUGAGAGACGAUGUUCAUUUCCCAUCAAUUUAUUUUCGUUCUCGCAAACAUUAACGGUAGCGCCUAUUUGGGAAAUACUUUAUCUUUCGCGAUGAGUUUAGAAAUCGUGACAGUACUUGCAGCUUGAAUAACAUGAAAACGAUAACUGUGUGUAGUUUUUAUGUUAGAAACAUAAAAUUAUAUGCAUAAAAAUUAUUAUGAAUUGUACCUACAGAUUAACUAAUUUUAUAAGAAAAGUGGGUAAAAUUGAUAAAUUGUGAUUAAAGUUAUAAUAAAAUUGUGAUUUUUAAUCAAGUGAAAA
This is a messenger RNA of Plodia interpunctella (Indianmeal moth), 2123 nucleotides long. Its product is annotated as glucose transporter GlcP-like. Gene Ontology annotation, cellular component: membrane. The record is from RefSeq and is a predicted model, not a curated record. The transcript is spliced from 3 exons. Gene Ontology annotation, biological process: transmembrane transport. The coding region runs from base 251 to 1621 and encodes 456 amino acids. Gene Ontology annotation, molecular function: transmembrane transporter activity. Lineage: Eukaryota; Metazoa; Arthropoda; Insecta; Lepidoptera; Pyralidae.